AUGCCGGUGAUGGUUCGAGGCUAUGUCCCCGAGCAUGUCUGGCGAGUUCUUGCCGAGCUUAGCCAUUUCUUCCGCACGCUCUGUGCUAAAGAAGUGCCUCGAUACAAUAUAGAAGAGCCCAAGUAUCAACCCAGGCUCGAUCUAUUCAACGCGCAAGGUGGGAGGGCUGGGGCCUCGAAAUCUUAUAACAUGCCACGACAAGAGUGGGAGGACCUCAUGUUCUAUAUCUUGCACAACAUCAAGGAAGUUGAGGAUGUGUGGAUGAGUGAUUUUGUUCAAGAGGAAUGGACGGGAGUGAAUCCUCCUAUUGAGGCGGAGGCACUUACUCUUCUCCGUCAUGGAAACCCUGGACGUAAAAAUUUUGUUGCUUGGUUCAUGGAGAAAGGAAAAGAUCCGAACAUAUCUAUGGAUGAUGAAUUGAGAUGGGUUUCCAUGGGUUUUGACCCUGCCGUCGUGACAUGUAAAAAGUAUGAUGUGAAUGGGUAUCGCUUCCAUACAGAGGAGCACCAAAACAGCCGCCCCGAUCCCAAAACUAUAAAUACUGGAGUGUACACCCCCGGUCAAAAUUCAGUAGACUACUACGGAAGGGUACAAAAUAUAUACGAGGUUAAAUUCCGCCAGGGGCGUGAGACCCUAAGUCUGCCUGUGUUCAAAUGCCGAUGGUUCGAUCCGCAGGAGGGGGUAAAACAUACGCCUUCCAUUGGUUUGGUCGAAGUUAAACCAUCAACCGUCUAUGCCGGAGCCGAUCUCUUCAUUGCGGCUACCCAAGCUACACAAGUAUAUUAUCUGCCUUACCCAUGCCAGAAAGUGUAUCUAAAGGGUUGGGAAGUUGUGUUCAAGGUGUCGCCACAUGGUAAGCUACCAGACCCGAAUGAAGACGAUUACUACAACAUUAACCCCAUGACAUACGAGGGAGUGUUCUAUCAAGAGCAACCUGAUGAUGAUGAUGAUGUGGUUAGAAACGAUGACGCUAGACCAUUGGGUGAUUACAUUUUUAAUUCUACAUAA
Messenger RNA from Triticum urartu, 1008 nucleotides. NCBI's taxonomy places the organism in Eukaryota, Viridiplantae, Streptophyta, Magnoliopsida, Poales, Poaceae. The record is from RefSeq and is a predicted model, not a curated record.